AAACCCAGCAGCCUUAUGGAAAGCAGAAACCAAACAGGAAUCAGAAACUUUCUCCUCCUGGGAUUCACAGAGGAGCCAGACCUGCAGCCUCUCCUCUUUGGGCUGUUUCUGUCCAUGUACCUGAUCACGUUAACUGGGAACCUGCUCAUCAUCUUGGCCAUCAUCUCAGACUCCCACCUCCACACUCCGAUGUACUUCUUUCUCUCCAACCUUUCCUUUGCUGACUUUUGUUUCACUUCCACCACCAUCCCAAAGAUGCUGGUGAAUAUACAGACCCAGAGCAAAGUUAUCACCUAUGCAGGCUGCCUCAGCCAGACAUAUUUUUUCAUUGUGUUUGGAUGUCUGGACAAUUUAUUCCUGACUGUGAUGGCCUAUGACCGCUUCGUGGCCAUCUGUCAUCCCCUGCACUACAUGGUCAUCAUGAACCCCCAGCUCUGUAGGCUGCUGGCUCUGGGGUCCUGGUGCCUCAGCAUCAUGGUCUCCCUGCUUGAUACCUUGACCCUUUUGAGGCUGUCUUUCUGCAGAAGCAUGAAUAUCCCACACUUUUUUUGUGAUCUUCCUGAAGUCCUGAAGCUCGCCUGUUCGGACACCCUCAUCAGUAACAUAGUGGAGUAUUUUGUGACUGUUGUCAUAGGUGUUCUUCCCCUCUCUGGGAUCCUGUUUUCUUAUUCUCUGAUUUUCUCCUCUAUCCUGAGAAUUUCAUCAGCCAGGGGCAAGUACAAAGCCUUUUCCACCUGUGGGUCUCACCUCUCGGUGGUUUCCUUGUUCUAUGGCACAGGCCUUGGGGUCUACCUCAGUUCUGCAGCCACUUCAUCUCCUAGGACAAGGCUGGUGGCCUCGGCAAUGUACACCAUGGUCACUCCCAUGCUGAACCCCUUCAUCUACAGUUUGAGGAACAGGGACAUGAAGGGGGCCCUGGGGAGGCUCCUCAACAGGGCAGCUCCUCUCAGUGCUGGGACCUUUGCAGGACUCUCAUGA
Messenger RNA from Camelus dromedarius (Arabian camel), 978 nucleotides. Its product is annotated as olfactory receptor 7C2. The transcript has a single exon. Gene Ontology annotation, cellular component: plasma membrane. Bases 16 to 978 code for a protein of 320 amino acids. The record is from RefSeq and is a predicted model, not a curated record. NCBI's taxonomy places the organism in Eukaryota, Metazoa, Chordata, Mammalia, Artiodactyla, Camelidae. Gene Ontology annotation, molecular function: olfactory receptor activity; G protein-coupled receptor activity. Gene Ontology annotation, biological process: G protein-coupled receptor signaling pathway.